Schistosoma curassoni is the source of this 1727-nucleotide messenger RNA. NCBI's taxonomy places the organism in Eukaryota, Metazoa, Platyhelminthes, Trematoda, Strigeidida, Schistosomatidae. The record is from the annotation of a GenBank genome assembly.
AAUGCCUUUGUUUAAGUAAUCAUAGCAUUGCUGUUUUUCAGGAUUGAAAAAUGAAUUUAUUAGUAUUCAGUAUACUAAUAACUUAUAUACUGGAUAGCGUUUAUAGUGCACACAAUGGAUAUACUAAUGGAAUUGACACAACUACCAGUCAUCAUGGUGGAGGUGAAAGUCAGGAAAGUUCUGUAGAUGUUUAUGAUAAAUAUUCCAAUGGUAAAAUAUACAGUAAUGAGUACACGAGCGAUGAUUCCAGCAAGUACACUGACGGUAAAAUCUAUGAUAAAUAUGGUCAUGAAAAGGGAGACGAUAAACAUGCUUACGGCAAAAACCAUGGAAAAAGUUACGAUAAAUAUGCUUAUGACAAGUACGGGUAUGGUAAAUAUGGAUAUGAAAAAUAUAGUUACGACAAAUAUAGCUAUGGGAAAUACGGAUAUGACAAGUAUGGUUAUGAUAAAUAUAGUUAUGAAAAGGGUUACGACAAGCAUGGAUAUGACAAAUAUGGAAAGGAUAAAUAUGGUUAUGAGAAAGGUUACGACAAAUAUGUCUCUGAUAAAUAUGGUUAUGGGAAAAGCUACGACAAGUAUGGCUCUGACAAAAAUAGUUACGAGAAGGUUUACGACAAGCAUGGCUCUGAUAAGUAUGGUUAUGAGAAGGUUUACGACAAGUAUGGCUCCGACAAAAAUAGUUAUGAGAAGGGUUACGACAAAUAUGCUUACGAGAAGGUUUACGACAAGCAUGGCUCUGAUAAGUAUGGUUACGAGAAGGGUUACGACAAAUAUGGCUAUGACAAGUAUGGCUCUCACAAAUAUGGUUAUGAGAAGGUCUACGACAAAUAUGGCUCUGAAAAAAAUAAUUAUGAGAAGGGUUACGACAAAUAUGGCUAUGACAAGUAUGGUUACGAGAAGGUUUACGACAAGCAUGGCUCUGAUAAGCAUGGUUACGAGAAGGGUUACGACAAAUCUGACUAUGACAAGUAUGGCUCUGACAAAUAUGGUUAUGAGAAGGUCUACGACAAGUAUGGCUCUGACAAAUACGGUUACGAGAAGGGUUACGACAAGUAUGGCUCUGAUAAAUAUGGUUAUGAGAAGGUUUACGACAAGUAUGGCUCUGACAAAUACGGUUACGAGAAGGGUUACGACAAGUAUGGCUCUGACAAAUAUGGUUACGAGAAGUAUGGCCAUGAGAAACAUGGUAACGACAAAUACGGUUACGACAAGUACGGGUAUGACAAGUAUGGUUAUGGAAAAGAUUAUGAGAAAUACGGUUACACCAAAGAAUAUGGUAAGCAUUAUAAGGAUUACUAUAAGAAAUAUGAAAAAUACGAUUAUGGUAAUAAAUAUGAAUACAGUGAUAGUAAAGAUCAUGAUAAGCAUGAUCAUGAUGAACAUGACCAUCAUGACGACCACGACCACGACCAUCAUCAUCAUGGGCAUGACCACCAUCAUCAUGGACAUGAUCACAAACAUGGCAAAGGAUACUAACUACAGUGGAUAACUUCUUCCUAAGAUAUAUAAAAGCUAAAAUUAAUAGUCGCAGUAAAGUGACUUUCUCAUUGCUUUUUCAAUAGUCAGUUGGUGAAUCAUAUAGACAGUGGAAAAAAGCCACUUCUAGUGUGAUAUUAAAAAAACUAGUUUUCAUUUCCGCUAAAAUAAUAAAAAUUACUAAAAUUCCAACGAUUGUAGACGUUAAUUUUAUUUGUUAAUCUAUAUUGUAUUAAGCAUAUGAAGAGA